AGACAGCAGCAUAGAGACGUAAACGCAAACAUAAAUAAAAAAUAUCACACACAAGGAUCGCAGUGGCACGCAUACCCAACCGUUUUUAACGUGUCAUCCUCCAAAUUUGCAUGGCGUAUUGUCUUUAACUGAGUCAAAUUCUUAAUAAACCCUCUGCUCAUUCCUUCAUACAUACCAUACACUCUUCCACUUUUCUUGUGUGAGCAACGAAUAGCGUUUUUCUUCAGCUGCUAUGGCAGUUGAUCACUCUCUAAUCAGCAAAAGCGCGCGGUGUACCCUUCUGUUAUGGUCAUGGAUGUUGCUGAUGCUGAGUUUCCCUAGUUCAGCCGCCAGGCUCAGCCGAAGAGAGUUGGACUUGGUCAUUCGGUUACCGACCGAACCGGUGGAUGCUGACGCUGAUGAAGUGGGAACUCGAUGGGCGAUUCUCGUGGCUGGUUCAAGCGGUUAUGGAAAUUACAGGCAUCAAGCGGAUGUGUGCCAUGCUUAUCAGUUGCUGAUAAAAGGGGGCCUAAAAGAAGAAAACAUUGUGGUGUUUAUGUACGAUGACAUAGCUACCAACGAGUUGAAUCCCAGGCCUGGAGUUAUCAUCAAUCAUCCUCAGGGAGAAGAUGUGUAUGCUGGUGUCCCCAAGGAUUACACCGGGGAGAACGUGACAUCUGAGAAUCUAUACGGCGUUAUUCUUGGGGACAAGAGCAAAGUGAAAGGUGGAAGUGGGAAGGUGAUCAACAGCAAACCUGAGGAUAGGAUAUUUAUCUUCUACUCUGAUCACGGAGGUCCGGGAGUUCUUGGGAUGCCGAACUCUCCAUUCCUUUAUGCCAUGGAUCUUAUUGAUGUUUUGAAGAAGAAACAUGCAUCAGGAGGCUACAGGGAGAUGGUUAUAUACAUAGAAGCUUGUGAAAGUGGGAGUAUGUUUGAGGGUAUAAUGCCCAAGGAUCUGAAUAUUUAUGUCACAACCGCAUCAAAUGCACAAGAGAAUAGUUGGGGAACUUAUUGUCCUGGCAUGGAUCCUUCUCCACCACCAGAGUACAUCACUUGCCUAGGUGAUUUGUACAGCGUUUCUUGGAUGGAAGACAGUGAGACUCACAAUCUAAAAAGGGAAACGGUAAAGCAACAAUACCAGUCGGUAAAGCAACGGACUUCAAAUUUUAACAACUAUGCAUUGGGUUCUCACGUGAUGCAAUACGGUGACACUGACAUUACAGCUGAAAGGCUUUAUUUAUACCAAGGCUUUGAUCCUGCCACAGUCAACUUUCCUCCACACAACGGCAAGCUAGAAACUAAAAUGGACGUUGUUCACCAGAGAGAUGCAGAGCUUUUGUUCAUGUGGCAAAUGUAUCAGAGAUCAAAUCAUCAACCAGAAAAGCAGACAGACAUCUUCAAGCAGAUUUCGGAGACAGUGAAGCAUAGGAAUCACUUAGAUGGUAGCGUGGAAUUGAUUGGAAUUUUACUGUAUGGACCAGGAAAAAGUUCUUCAGUUCUAGGAUCUGUGAGGGCUCCUGGUCUGCCUCUUGUUGAUGACUGGGCAUGCCUAAAGUCAAUGGUUCGGGUGUUCGAAACUCACUGUGGAUCUCUGACUCAGUAUGGCAUGAAACACAUGCGAGCAUUCGCCAACAUAUGCAAUAGCCGCGUUUCUGAGGCCUCCAUGGAGAAGGCUUGUAUGGCAGCCUGUGGUGGCUAUGAUGCUGGGCUAUUACAUCCAUCAAACAGAGGCUAUAGUGCUUGAUUUUGGGUUGUAGUAGUAGUACACACUAAGCCUUAACCAGCCCUUGUUGAUGAUGUCAACUUUGUUCUCUCUAUAAUUAAUUAGACUAUGCCAGGUA
This is a messenger RNA of Abrus precatorius (Indian licorice), 1820 nucleotides long. RefSeq names its product legumain. The transcript has 9 exons. The coding region runs from base 233 to 1723 and encodes 496 amino acids. Gene Ontology annotation, molecular function: cysteine-type endopeptidase activity. NCBI's taxonomy places the organism in Eukaryota, Viridiplantae, Streptophyta, Magnoliopsida, Fabales, Fabaceae. Gene Ontology annotation, biological process: vacuolar protein processing. The record is from RefSeq and is a predicted model, not a curated record.